AGUGACGGCGUCGGCCAUCCCUCCCCCCCCCCCACAGCUCAUUCACAGCCAGGCGCUUCGUCCUGUCCGCCGCAGUGAGCGACCAGGGUGAUGUGGGAGAGAGCGUUUUCCUCUAGCGCGACCCCAAAGCAAGUGGAUUUCUGAGGGAUUUAUUCUGCAGUCGGGUGGAGCGAGAGAUUGGGAGCUGCGCCCCAGAAUUUGCCUCGCCGCUGUUAUUCCCAGGUGCGAAGGAUGAGGAAGUGAGGAUGCUCCCUGUGCUGAUCGCGACGAUGGGUGGGCUGGCAGAAGCCUCCAACACGUCCAGGGACUACUGCUACUCCGCCCGCAUCCGCAGCACAGUGCUGCAGGGGCUGCCCUUCGGCGGGGUCCCCACUGUGCUCGCCCUCGAUUUCAUGUGUUUCCUGGUUCUGCUGUUUGUGUUCUCCAUUUUAAGAAAGGUGGCCUGGGAUUACGGGCGCUUAGCCUUAGUGACGGAUGCAGACAGACAGAGGAAAAGGUUCAGCGGCCUGGAGGAACAGGAAUACGUGGCCUCAGCUCUCCACUCAGAAACCCAGGAUCGAUAUGAACGACUGACAUCUGUCUCCAGUUCAGUGGACUUUGAUCAGAGAGACAAUGGUUUCUGUUCUUGGUUGACCGCAAUCUUCAGAAUAAAGGAUGAGGAGAUCCGGGAGAAGUGCGGAGGGGAUGCUGUGCACUACCUUUCCUUCCAGCGGCACAUCAUCGGCCUGCUGGUGGUUGUCGGGGUCCUCUCUGUGGGGAUCGUCCUGCCUGUGAACUUCUCAGGAGAUCUGCUGGAAAAUAAUGCCUACAGCUUUGGACGAACCACUAUUGCUAACUUAAAUUCCGGGAAUAACUUACUCUGGUUGCACACUUCAUUUGCUUUCCUUUACCUGCUACUGACAGUGUACAGCAUGAGGCGCCACACCUCCAAAAUGCACUACAAAGAAGACGACCUGGUGAAGCGCACUUUAUUUAUUACUGGGAUUUCAAAAUAUGCUGAAGAAAAUCAAAUUAAGAUGCAUUUUGAACAUGCCUAUGAUAACUGCAAAGUCCUGGAAGCGCGGCUGUGCUACAACGUGGCCAAGCUGAUGUCCCUUGACGCUGAGAGGAAAAAGGCAGAGCGCAGCAAGAAGUUCUUCACAGACUUGAUGGAAAAAGAGCACAUGUGCACCAUGAUCAACCCCAAGCCCUGCGGUCACCUCUGCUGUUGUGUUAUCAAGGGCUGUGAGGAGGAGGAGGCUGUCAGUUACUACACCAAGCUGGCAGCCAAGCUGAAGGAGGAGUACCGCACGGAGAAGGAGAAGGUGAACACCAAGCCCCUGGGGAUGGCCUUCGUCACGUUCCAGAACGAAGCCAUGACUGCGAUCAUCCUGAAGGAUUUCAACGCCUGCCAAUGCCAGGGCUGCAAGUGCAGGAGGGAGCCCAGGUCCUCUACACACAGCGAGAGCCUCCAUGUCCACAACUGGAAUGUCACCUAUGCUCCCGACCCCCAGAAUGUCUACUGGGAGCACUUGUCUCUGGGUGGCCUGUCUUGGUGGCUCCGCUGUUUGGUCAUCAACUGCAUCCUCUUCCUCCUGCUCUUCUUCCUCACCACCCCUGCCAUCAUCAUCACCACCAUGGACAAGUUCAACGUCACCAAGCCUGUGGAGUACCUGAAUAACCCCAUCAUCACCCAGUUCUUCCCCACUCUUCUGCUGUGGGCCUUCUCUGCUCUGCUGCCCACCAUCGUCUACUACUCCGCCUUCUUCGAGGCCCACUGGACAAGGUCUGGAGAGAACAGGACAACAAUGCACAAGUGCUACACUUUCCUCAUCUUCAUGGUUCUCCUCUUACCCUCACUGGGGCUCAGCAGCUUGGAUCUUUUCUUCCGGUGGCUCUUUGACAAGAAAUUCUUGGCGGAUGCUGCCGUUCGCUUUGAGUGUGUCUUCCUCCCAGACAACGGGGCCUUCUUCGUGAACUACGUCAUCGCCUCGGCCUUCAUCGGAAACGCCAUGGACUUGUUGCGCAUCCCUGGGCUGCUGAUGUACAUGAUCCGCCUGUGCCUGGCCAGGUCCGUGGCUGAGCGGCGCAACGUGAAGCGGCACCAGGCGUACGAGUUCCAAUUUGGGGCCGCCUAUGCCUGGAUGAUGUGCGUCUUCACGGUGGUGAUGACCUACAGCAUCACCUGUCCUAUUAUCGUGCCCUUUGGUCUAAUGUACAUGCUUCUGAAGCACCUGGUGGACAGGUACAACCUGUACUACGCCUACCUGCCAGCCAAACUAGACAAGAAGAUCCACUCUGGGGCUGUGAACCAGGUGGUGGCCGCGCCCAUCCUGUGUCUCUCCUGGCUCCUCUUCUUCUCCACUGUCCGCACAGGAUUCCUGGCCUCCACCUCCAUGUUCACCUUCGUGGUCCUGAUCAUCACCAUUGUGAUCUGCCUUUCUCACGUCUGUUUUGGCCAUUUCAAAUACCUCAGCGCCCACAACUACAAGAUUGACACCCAGGAGACGGGAGUUGAUGGUGUUGAAAAUGGUCGUCCUCCUCGAUUUUCCCCCUCCAACAAAUCUGCACAGACGUUGUACAUCGCUCAGGUCCUGCAGGACCCGAAUUCAGACGAGACGGGGGCAGGCAGCGGGGAGGAUGACGGCCAGGGCUCCUCUCAGGAUGAGGAGAUGAUUAACGCAGGGAGCAGCAUCAACGAGGGGGACUUCCAGUCAGGAGAAGACAGCCUCAUAGCCAACGAGGUUCACCAGUAGCAGCUGGUGCCGGGGCGAGAGGCCGAGGGGAAAGAAGGACCAAGCACAGUACUGAUGAACAUCACCACAACACUAAACCCACAGUUCACCUGGAGACGGAGACCUGCGGCACGAGUCUGCUCCGCUCCUCUGACUCCCGGCGGAGCCGCAGGGUGUAAGGCAGGCUGGAAGGCCCUGCGCAGCUCUGCGUGGCCGGGGAGGGGCCUCCUCUCUCUGGCGUUUGUCCGUCCAGAGGAGCGGCGCAGCAGGGCGGCAUUGAACAUGUAAAGAUUCUUUUUUCUAACACUGUCAACCUUCACAAAACAAAAACAAAUCAGGAAAUUUUUAUCCAGAGAGUCAAACUGCGGUGAUAGACUGUUUUAGAUUUCACCGAUAGGCUAAAUUUCAAUUAUCCUGGGUGACGAGGGUUUUGCCCUUUGUAUUUAUGAGUUAACACUAAUAAGCUCUGAGGUUGUGAAUAUUGUAUUCGUCCACACUUUAUUUAUUUUUAAUGCGAUGUAGCAACUUGUUCAUCGUCUCCAUAAUAGAAACAUGCUAAAGGAAGAACUGUUUUCCAGUUUAGCGCCUCUUGUGGCCUGGGCAGCCAGCCAAGACCGGGCACAGUGUGACGCCCUGCACGUUCAGAAUAUACUGUAGAGGCCGCAACAUUGAUUUCUGUCAUUGUGUUUUUUGCGGGUUUUCUUGGGAACACUACUGCUUCGCUUCUCUGUAUUUGUGUGAAGAAAACCUCCCCAGUAAUGGUCUUGUUCCAUUACUGAAAACAGACAAAAAGGAGAAGUGAAAAUACUACUGUCUGUACACUGACCAGAAAUGUGUGUGAGGUACUCAGUGUGCUAUGGACCCAGGGCCACCUUUUGCACUUUAGUGUUUCAGAUCCUUGUAUUCUGAAAUCGUGGGUAAUUCUGUAGCACAACAGGGACUGUCCUCUAUAUAUAUAACAGGCAAAGCUUACAAGCACUGAUCGUGAUAGAUGGUGAGAGGUGGGGAGUAGCAGGUGUCACACACUGGAGGUGUCAGUGCAUGCGUGAGCCAAAGGCCAAUAUAUUCGUCAAAAAUAGAGGUUUCUCUUCAAAGAAUAUUAAGAUGCUAUUGACCUUACACAAACAUCAUCACUCCUGACAAAUGAAGCUGGCAGUUUUCAAUUCUGUGGUAUCUUUUAGUAUUACCAUUAAUAGAUAGCAAAACCUUUAAUGCAGAUCAUGAUUUUUUAGCACUUUUAUUUGACAACAUUUUCAAGUAGUGGCUUCAUCAUGCUGAUGAGAAUUUUUUUUUACCUUUAGUUUUGAGACUAAUUUUGCUUCUGUGUGGAGAUAUGCCAAAUACAUUUCCAUCUCAUUUCAGUUCACUAACUGCCAGCUUCAUCCUGCAGAUCGGAGUCGGCAUGGUUGAGCUUUUCUGUUUGUCUGUUUUUUUAAAUAUGCCUUCAUGGAUGCUUGCAUGCUAGUUUCCUCUCCAUUGUUCUCCUGUUUGAUUCACAUUGUCUGUCCUUUGCUGCAGCCACACAGACGCCAGUACUGGACACGAUUAACCAGUGUCAGUCUCACUGAUUAAGUGUAAAAUACCUUUUGUGUCGCAGACAUAAGAGGGGCCCGGCUCAGGCUGCCUCUGCCUGUCUUUGUAGUACACCUGUUUAAAGGUUCACUUCUGAAGCAGGGGAAAGCUGACUUAGAGUAUUUCCUUCAUGACAUGAGAAAAGAGGAGGGUUAGUAAGGCAGUCUCAUCCAUCUCCAGUACCAGUUGAGUCUUACAGCUCAGUGUGGAAAAUGUGGAAUGUGGAGAACUUGCUGACAUCUUCAGCCGAUAGCUGAGUGGGAGAGAGAAUCUGACCUCAUGAUUAUAAAUCAUCCCUCUCUAUUCAGUUACUUUCAAAUUUGUGCUGUUUGGGGGGCUGAGUAGUGGGUGAGUUUGAUUGAAAUGCUGAAACUGCUCAGGGAGCACGGCAGCAGGGGAGCAUCUUCAGCACACCCACACUGUCAGGAAACAGCAGUGAGAUCCUGUCCCUCCAGGAUUCCACAGCUGGGCUGUACGUCUCGUCUUUCCUUUGGAAAAAUCUAGCUCACGCAUGAGGUCAGCAGUGUUGUUCUUGCUUCAGUGUAUUAUGAUCUUUAUGAAAGAUGUUUUCUUUGUUUUCAGUUUGAAGUGCUAACCUUUAAACCUUAACUAAUGGAAAUAUACUACUGCACUUGAAUAUCAUAUUCCUGUUCUUUCUAAUGUAUAAGAGAAGAGGUUUUUCAGUGUAUUUUAUUCAUACUUUGUUAAAACAAUAGUUAUCCUGCUGUCCAGUGACUGCACUCUUUCCUUUUGUUUGGCCCCAAUACCAUGAACAUAUAAAUAGAUUUUAUAUAUUAUUUUUAGAUUGAUGAAUACAUAUUCUUUUCAAUGUGUAAUAGUACUGUAUUUGGCAAUGAUGAUGCCAUGCUAUGUACUAAUUUAGAGGUAGGAAUAAAACAAUGUUUACAUUUUGAUAAUGCUUUCCCUAAGAAAUUGUUGGGUUGUUUAGACACCAGAACAUUCUGUGGUGUUUUCAAAAUUAAAAUGUACAAAUACUGAUAACGGGCAUAAACAGAAGAUAUAUUUUCUAAUCUUAUUUAACUGAAGUUUCUCAAGAAUUAUUUGUAAGAUUAGAUUCUUACAUACUAUGAAAAAUUUGAUAGAAAAUCAAAAGAUGUAUUCUAAGAAUCUGUGUUAUGCUCAAAGAAGCCAUUGCAAAGAGUAGCAUGCUGAGUUUCAUUUAGAAGACAUAUGCCUCAAACAGUAAUUUGGCAGUUUGGUCGCGCACUGCAGGGUCUCUGAUGGCAUUAAAUAAGGAGGAAUCAUUUUAAUGAUAUUCAUGAGAGGAGAAAGUGAAAAGAUUUUACUUACAGGCACAAGUACUCUGUAAGUAUUGGACAGGCAAAUCAAGAUGAUUUUGGUUAUUGUUUGUAAUACUUUGAGUUAUCUAUUUCUGUUAUUCACCAUCUACAAACUGCAUGUUUAAAGUUGGCAUCAGAGCUGAGUGAUCCUGUAGGAGGAAGGGAGUUUUGUGAGCAGGGUUAGCUGGGUUUUUAACUCUUGAAAAAUGCUGUGCUCACAAGCAAGGGAGAGGUAUUCAGUAGUUGGAAGAGAGUUUUUUUGUAUUUUGGAUUCAAAAUAUGAAUCAUUAGACUAUAGUAUAUGAUUGGAAUAGCUACUGCUGUAAAUAAGAUGUUUAGACCAUAGCUAAACAGCUUGAUUUAACAGUAAGCCUACUAGUUCAAUAAUAAACAGAGUACUUUCCAAGAGUGUUCACAAUAUUCAGAAACACACCUGUCACUAUAACACUUAGGACUAUAUCCUUUGAAGAGGCAAUGUAUAGCCAUCGGACUGUAUUGAAGUACCUUGAAAGCAAGAAUGCAUUUUAUUUUGCUUUUGGUGUUGAUCAGUGAAAUAGCAAUCACAUUACAGGAAUAGAAGAUGACAAAAUAAUUUUUCAAGAAAACCUCCAUUCUAAAAUUUGAACAGCUACUUAAUAUGUCAUCUAUUGCACUGCCCUGGGCUUUCAAAAUAGAGAAGGACUGGGAAAUAUAUAGCACAAAUUCAGUUUGCAGUACCAAUGAUUGUUAGCAGUAAUUCUAGUGUUUAUCUGUAAAGACUUUGUGUACAGAGGUCUGCAGACUGCAGACUGCUGAGGUGUGAUGCAUAAAGAAUAAGGGAUCAAAACACUAGAGAGCUUUGAGAGCACCAUAGAACAUAUCCAAUCCAAAUAAAUAUUGCUAUGGAGAUCUUCUCUGCUUAUUUCCUGUAAACUGGAUAUUUUUGUCUUGGGUUGAAGAAGUUAAUAUAAAGGAUGUCUGAACAGGCCCAACAGCUUGUUCACGAAAGAGGCUCAGUCUUCUAGGUCUCCUGCAGCCACUAGAGGCUGUGUCCACUGUAUAUCCUCUGUGAUUUCCCUAUUAACUCCAGUAAUAUCUCCACGGUAAAGCUAAAGUUUUCCAUACGAAGAUGAGAAACCUGUGUGGUGAUUGCAUAAGGAACUUCCAAUAUGAGUUUGAUUAAUGAUUAGAUUUUCAGUUUUCUUUACAGUAUUUACAUUGCCACAUGCAAAUCACCAUGCGGCCCAUCGACAUAAUGUACCCAUAUAAAACUUCUUCCUUUAUAAUAACACUCAGGCCAAGUGGGGCUGAAAUCUUAACUCCUACAUUUGUUUUGACUGUUAACAGAUGUUUGCUAUUUUUUUCCAACCUUUAACAUUCCUAUUAAGAAAUCUGUAAAUUUUAAAAACCUUACAACUUGAGACAGUGGUGUUACCAAUGUUGGGGGAAAGUUACUUUUUAAAAGAAUCCUUAGUCCUAUUGUUUAAUAAUUACCUUUUUAAAAAAAUUAAUAAGAUGUAAGUGGAUAAAUAACUUUUAAACAUUAUCUGUUACAAUGAUCUUCUGUAUGUAGUAUAUGUAUACUUAUUGUGUGAAGUAACCUCUAAAAAGAAAUUGCCCCCAGAUUAUUACUUUUAAAAAGGUACUGGAAUACUUUACUCAAUUAUUUGUAAAUAAUUAGGGUUAAAAAUGUAGAGGAUUACUUUUUUCCCAAAACUGGGCGUCACCUUUUUAAGUAUGUGUUCUCUAAUUCAUAUUUGAUUUUAUGAGAGAUGACUGUAAAUCCUCUUGUGAGGCUCUAAAAUUACUGUGUUAAAAUGAACUAACCUGAAGUGUUUUUAGCCAGGUUAGACAUCUUUUCUGUUUCCCUUAAAAAAAACUUGAGUUUCCCCGAUUUUCUAGUUCAGGUCUCAUACCUGGAGCACAUCUGGAAUGAAAAGGAGAAGACACUGGUUAUCAAGGAGCCGGGUGGCCAAGUUUUUUCAUUAACUAACUUACAGUAUAAGUUUUUUCUAAAUGGUACUGACUUUACGCGAUACAGGCACAAAAGAGCUUUGAAAUAUUUUUGUGAACCAUACCAAAAGACAUAGACCCAGCUGCACAGAACACGUUGUAUGUUAAAGACUGAUUAUAGAAUAUGGAUCUUAUUUCCAUUUAAUUGGGUUUUUAAUUUCAAUAUUUUGUGCUCUCCUAGGAUCACUCACCUUAGUGUUCCCUGCAGCUGACCACCUCUACAUGUUUUGAACAGAGUGCUAUACACCUGAACACAUCAAAUCAGCCGCUAGCUGAGGCAAUAACAGCAGCUCCCUGCAUUGGCACAAUGUGCCAGUUCUGAGGUCACAAGGAUUUGUGACUGUUAUCUUAGGGUCAAAUGUAAUUAGCAGCCCAGAAGAAUUUUAUAGGGUUCUGUAUAAAAGGUAAAAGGGUUAUACGGGGUGUUCUGUAUAAAAGUGUUGAUCAGUGAAGGUGAGAGGCUGCAUGAAUGUGAAAUAAUUCUUGUAUAUAGUCUUCACUUAUGGCACUAUCAUUGUUAAAUAAAGGUAGUGUGUGUUAAUAAGUACAUAUGUACAGUUUAUGUAAGUGAUGAAUGGGAGGGGGGUAAGUUAACAUGUACAGGAUAGUCAAUUUGUUUUUGUUUUUCAAUUCUCUGCUUUUAAAUAGCUGUUUUGGUCUGCCAUACCAUCUGUCUUAGGAGUUUUAUUUUGUAAUUAAUUUGCAGUUUUAGUGGGUUGUUUUUUUUUGUCCUGAGGUUGUGUCUGUAUGGUGAUACAUUUGUAAACCUGUUUCAGUUCCUUGAACAAUAAAAUCAAUGUUCAUCCUUAA
Lepisosteus oculatus (spotted gar) is the source of this 8389-nucleotide messenger RNA. It is a transcript of the gene tmem63ba, whose product is annotated as transmembrane protein 63Ba. The record is from RefSeq and is a predicted model, not a curated record. Gene Ontology annotation, cellular component: plasma membrane. NCBI's taxonomy places the organism in Eukaryota, Metazoa, Chordata, Actinopteri, Semionotiformes, Lepisosteidae. Gene Ontology annotation, molecular function: calcium-activated cation channel activity; nucleic acid binding.